Pecten maximus is the source of this 1865-nucleotide messenger RNA. RefSeq lists its product as uncharacterized. The record is from RefSeq and is a predicted model, not a curated record. The coding region runs from base 447 to 1220 and encodes 257 amino acids. NCBI's taxonomy places the organism in Eukaryota, Metazoa, Mollusca, Bivalvia, Pectinida, Pectinidae. The transcript has 3 exons.
UUACCUGUACAGCAGACACGACGCAGUCGAUCGGUAGUCGACAGAGAUAUCCAAUGACCGCUGAUCAUACAUUGACUCUCCCGGAACACAGAUAGUACAUUAAAGCCGGGCCAGAAGGACAAUGUGGACAAGACACCAAGAUAAUACUCAUCUUCAUGUAUAACGCUGUACUGAACAGAAGACAUACAAUCUGUUUGGCUGUCCAUUAUGGAUGAUCGCUUGCAUGUUACAUACAAAGGCUGAUUAUACCAUCUACCUCUGAUGUAUAUACGUGAUUUUAUGUAGAUAUAAAAGGGAUUAUUUUCUUCUUCUGGAACUAAUUUUAUCACAUCUCACAAACCAACAAAUGCUUAGCUAAAAACGGAAGGACUGCUUUAGAGAAUUUCUAUAUCCAAAUUGCAACUGAGUGUUUUGUCCUGCCACCAGGUCAGGGAAAUUGGAGGACAAUGAAGGAAGGGGACGUUGACAGGUAUAUCCGGGAAAGCAGCAAGAGUUACAGCGGAUGUCGGGUAAAAAACUCCGCAAGAAGGAACUCUUUACAAAAAAAGACAAUGGGGAUAGAAUCUGAGAGAAAGAUGGCAGCAGCCAAUCUAGGAAGAGAGGAGAAACAACUGCGAGAACAGCUCAGACAUAUGCAGAUCGACAAAAUGAAGAACACUAUUGUGCAUAAUAUGAGAGAGAAAGUCAGGAAGGGGAACAAUAGCGAUAUAAAGGAGGAUGACGAGGAGCUACGCCAUAUCCCUACCGAGCCAUGGCCUGUCACCCUAUCGGAGAGUCCCCGGGGAUCACCCAGACUCGGGAGUAGAUCGGGUUCGAGUCUGGCUCAUGCAGGUAUGGCCAAUUCGAAAAGGAGAGGGCGUCGAAUGUCCCACGAAUUUGAGGACCUCGAUAUGAACACGAAGACUGGCAAGUUACGAGAAACCCCAAAUAUGGCUAAGAGUUUAAUGGCGAGACGAAAUUUGUAUCGUCCAACUUCAGGAUCUCUGACUUCUGUGAGAGGGAGUACAGACAGCCAAGGUCGUGGUAAUGCUGAUAGCUCUGACACAUCAUCAUCAUCCGCCGUGUCUUCUUUAGAGGACCUUCACUGGAUAGGUAACCCAGCGGCCACUAAAUCUGUUCGACGUGCCCGAAAGACUGUCGAGGAACAGGAACUUACGUCCGAACUUCACAAACUCGCUAAAUCAGAUUCGAAGAAAAAGAGAACAAAGAAAACAUCCUGAUAGACAUAUCAAUCAAAUUAUGACCGUGUGAUAUUUGAUCCCGUAAUUAAAUUCCUAGGAAUAUUGGCGCGAUCUGAGAAGUAAUGUUUAAUCAUUUUUUGUAUUCUUUUCAAUUCAUUGUUUGUUACUUACUAAGUGAUAAUGCAUGUAUACGAUAUGUUACUACAUUAAUAACUCAAAUCCGUCCAUUAAUAUUUCCCCAGUUUUAGUUAGGUAUAUUUUAGUAAUCAUUUGAUAUUGUUUCAUAUUUUUUUCUACGAGAUACAUAGCUUCUGCCUAGGUUCUACAAAAACUGCUUCUUUGCACAGCUCAAAAAGUGUUUACAAACAUAUUCAAAUUAAGACUUGUUGUGCCUGACUGACUUCAGCACUUCUAAUUCAUGAUAAUUAUUUACAAGCACUUAUACCCAGUAUUAAAGUGAUUACAUUGUAGAUUCAAUUUGUUUUAGGUAAAUGGUACAAUACAAGGUAAAUGAUACAAUUCAUGUUUGGAAGUAAGUAUUUAUAAUUGAAUUGCAAAACAAUGUUGUGUUGAGUUAAAGUUAUGAACAUUACAAGUUAUUAAUUAAACCUGAUUUGUAGGUUGCCGAUUUGUAAUGAAUACCGAUGGUAAGAUUUUGUCUUUUUAAAAUAAGGACAAGAAAUC